AUGUCUGAGAAUAUACACACAAUGGUAAUAAGAGGAAUGACUAUUGAUUCCAAUUACUUAGUAGAUGUCGAUGAAAAUGGAAUGAUAUAUGGAAUAACACAACACCAUAGACUUCACCAUCAACCUAGUUACUCUAACAAUUUCGUUUGGGGUCAUUAUUCGGCCUUGGUUUGGAAUUUCCUUUCGUAUAUGCUCAUGAACACUGAUGACAUGUCAUACGAGACACUUUAUAAUGUGCAAGAAUUUCCUUCAUUAGGUGACCCUCAUAGUGAUAUGCGCUUGGACAUUGAUGGCAUGUCAUAUGAGGAACUUCUUGAGUUAAGUGAAUGGAUGAAUGACAACUCGGAAAAGGGUUUGUCAGAAGAUAUUAUUGCAAGACAUAUGCAGACAAAAAGUUAUCUACUAUCUGAGAACUUGGGGGAUCAGGAAUCUGAUAUUUGCAUAAUAUGUCAGGAUGAAUAUAAAAAUAAAGAGGAGAUUGGAAUUCUUCAAUGCGGACAUGAAUACCAUGGAGAGUGUAUAAAGAGAUGGUUACAUGAGAAAAAUGUUUGUCCCAUGUGCAAAUCAAAAGGAUUGACUAUUGAAUAG
Molecule: messenger RNA, 588 nt
Organism: Vigna angularis (adzuki bean)
Lineage: Eukaryota; Viridiplantae; Streptophyta; Magnoliopsida; Fabales; Fabaceae
Product: probable E3 ubiquitin-protein ligase ZFP1
Exons: 4
Coding region: 1-588 (195 amino acids)
Cellular component (GO): nucleus
Molecular function (GO): ubiquitin protein ligase activity
Source: RefSeq, a predicted model, not a curated record